This is a messenger RNA of Falco peregrinus (peregrine falcon), 1173 nucleotides long. RefSeq names its product PSMC3 interacting protein (gene PSMC3IP). Lineage: Eukaryota; Metazoa; Chordata; Aves; Falconiformes; Falconidae. The record is from RefSeq and is a predicted model, not a curated record. The transcript is spliced from 8 exons. Gene Ontology annotation, biological process: homologous chromosome pairing at meiosis; meiotic joint molecule formation; meiotic strand invasion involved in reciprocal meiotic recombination. Bases 74 to 736 code for a protein of 220 amino acids. Gene Ontology annotation, cellular component: condensed nuclear chromosome; DNA recombinase auxiliary factor complex. Gene Ontology annotation, molecular function: recombinase activator activity; double-stranded DNA binding.
GUGGGGAGCGGGCGGCGCGCCGGAAGUGCGUCAUCGCCGCUGGCCGCGAGCGGAGCGGGGAGGGAGGUAGAGGAUGAGCAAAGGGCGCGAGGGAGCCGCUGCGGGCGGAGGCGCCGCCGCCGUCCUGCUGCGGUACCUGCAGGAGCAGAACCGGCCGUACAGCGCCCAGGACGCCUUCGGCAACCUGCAGCGGGAGCACGGGCUGGGCAAGGCGGCCGUGGUGAAGGCACUGGAGCAGCUGGUGCAGCAGGGCCGUAUCCGUGAGAAGGCCUACGGGAAGCAGAAGAUCUACUUUGCCGACCAGGAGCAGCUCCCGGCUGCCAGCGAUGAAGAGCUCCGCAGCCUGGAUGGGGAGAUUGCCACGCUCUCCGGCAAGGUGCAGGAGCUGCAGCAAAGCUGCCGGCAAAUGGAGGCCGAGCUGAAGGAGCUGAACAGCUCCAUGACAACCCAUGAGGUGGCCAGAGAGAUCGAGGAAUUGAGGAAGGACUGUGCAAGUUACACAGAGAAGCUGGAGAGGAUCAAGUCUGCCACCAACCAUGUGACUCCAGAAGAAAAAGAGAAGGUCUGCAGUGAGCAGAAGCUGUACUGCAAGGAGUGGCGGCGGAGGAAGCGAAUGGCAACCGAGCUGCUGGAGGCCAUCCUGGAGGGGUACCCCAAAAGCAAGAAGCAAUUCUUUGAGGAGGUUGGGAUAGAGACAGAUGAGGACCACAACGUCACGCUGCCGACGGCUGUGUGAGCCACUGAAGGAGUCUUUGGCCCAGGGGGAAGGAGCUGAUGCUGAGACUCAGCUGUUGGGUUGUUGAUUUUGUCUCUUUUUGCAGGGCUUGGGCUCAUCCUGUGUAUAUGCGUUUGUUUUAAAAUGCUUUGCAGCUGGAAGGGUGGUCGGAGCGACUCGGCCCUGGGCCCUCUCACUCUCACUUGCAGAGGGAAUGUGUUUUCCUGCCCGCCAGGGCAGUGAGGUGUCAAGGCUGGGUGUCCUCACGGGGCUGCGCAGGGGAGGCUGUGAGUGAGCAAGUGCAGUUACAGAGUCCCUGGUGUUCUGGUAAGAAAAGGAAGCGAAUGAAAUAGUGACCCCUUAGGCUGCAGAGCUCUUCGUGUAUUUCAGCUGCUUCCCGCAGCGUGACUCAGUGGUACACCAGAACACAACCCAUUAAACACCAGGCUUUCGGUUCA